AUGAAGGAUGCAAUAUUGAUCAUUGGUGGUGCUUUCAAUCCUGUACAUACACAACAUAUAGCUCUGCUUUGUCUUGCUAAAGACAAACUUGAAGCUACUAGUGAAUGGAAUAUUCUAGGUGGAUAUCUAGCUGUUGCAACAGAUGGUUAUGUAUCUCAUAAACUACAUUCACGAAAUGAACGUACAAUUAAACUUAAACAUCGUCUCGCACUUGUUUAUGAAGCAAUGAAAGAUGUACCAUGGCUAUUAAAUAGUCCAUUUCAAGAAGAAAUGUUAAAACAACAUGAUGGUUCAGCAAUGGCGCUUGGUCAGCGUCUUAAACGUCUAUUAAAGAAUGAUAAUAUUCAAGUUUUAAUUCUAAUUGGUGGUGAUCGAAUGGUGAAAAAAGGUGUACCAAUAUGGCGAAAGCCAUCUGAAAAUCGAACAUCCGUUAUUCGUGUAGGUGUUGGUCGACUAAUGGAAGAUGAAAUCGAUCUAUUCACAAUUUGGCAAGAUGAUCUUGAUAAAAAUCUUAUUCAUAAUCCAAAAGAUUUUAUUCUAUUAAAUAUUCCUCUUCGAUCUGUUAGUUCAUCAAUUGUUCGUAAUCAUCUUACUCAAUGGUUUAACGCAAAAGAUAAUUUAGAAGAACAAACACAACUUGAAAAUGAUUUAGUAAAUUCGAAAUGUUUUCUUCAUUCACCUGUUAUGAGUUAUAUAAAAACUCAUCAUGAUAAUUUAUAUAUUGAUAUUUAA
Adineta steineri is the source of this 732-nucleotide messenger RNA. The record is from the annotation of a GenBank genome assembly. Lineage: Eukaryota; Metazoa; Rotifera; Eurotatoria; Adinetida; Adinetidae.